Molecule: messenger RNA, 3552 nt
Organism: Haemorhous mexicanus (house finch)
Lineage: Eukaryota; Metazoa; Chordata; Aves; Passeriformes; Fringillidae
Gene: SCN3B
Product: sodium voltage-gated channel beta subunit 3
Exons: 9
Coding region: 759-1286 (175 amino acids)
Biological process (GO): ventricular cardiac muscle cell action potential; sodium ion transport; regulation of heart rate by cardiac conduction
Cellular component (GO): voltage-gated sodium channel complex
Molecular function (GO): sodium channel regulator activity
Source: RefSeq, a predicted model, not a curated record
CACAACAGCCACAGAUGAGGGGGGAGAAUGAGUGAGUGUUAUGCUGGUCCUAAAGAUCAGCCUGGAAAAAUAACGUGGCCUUUCUGGAUUAUUAUGUCUCACAUUUAUUCACCGGGAUUGAGACCAAUUUGGAUCCUCUGUGAAGAAAGACAGACAGGAGAACGUUUGGAGCUUAUUUAGCACAGGGAGGCCACAUUUCUUAACUCGUAGGGGCUGAUCCCAGUGCUCAGAUUGUCCAGUUCCUCCAGGUUUCGAAGUAAAAGUGGGAAUGUUUGUAAGGCAUUUUGGGGUAAGGCGAAUGCACUGCCUCUGCCUGAUGAGCUUUGCUGUGUUCUUUACAUGUCUUGGAUGAAGCAGGACGAGCAAGAGCGGUGGAAGGACCUGAAGCCGCAGGGAGGGAGUGGAAUUCUGUUGGCUGCUUCCAAGGAAAGAAAGGAAAACAUUCUCUCACUCUCCUCAUACCCUCUGAGAAGGAAUGCUUGCAGUUAAUGUUGGCUUUUACUGGAAGAGGAUCUGGCAAAUCCCAUCAAGGUUUGCUCCAAGAGUUGAAUAUUUUGAGUGCAUCUGUGGUGAGAUGUUUUGUGGAAAAGCUAAGGAUGAAUGGAAGGCUCCCUGUGUGUCACCAAAUCCGAAGUUUUGUGAUGAGAUGAUGAAUGGGCUGGUUCUGCCUAAGGGAGCGUGUUUAAGCACAAGCUGGAUUUUGUUCCUCAGUGUGUGUGGAAGUCCCAUCUGAGACAGAGGCUGUCCAAGGGACAGACAUGAAGCUGCUCUGCAUCUCCUGCAUGAGGAGGGAAGAGGUGACAGCCAGCACGGUGGUGGAGUGGUACUACAGGCCCAACGGGGGAAAGGAUGAGCCUAUCUACGAGUACAGGAAAUCAAACCACGAGUUCCCAAGCCGCUUCAGCGGGCGGCUGCAGUGGAACGGGAGCAAAGACAUGCAGGACGUGUCCAUCACCGUGCUGAACGUGACCCUCAACGACUCGGGCAUCUACACCUGCAACAUCACCCGCGAGUUCGAGUUCGAGAUCCACCGGCCCCUCUUCCAGAGCUCCAGGGUGAUCCACCUCACCGUGGUGGAGGAGGCUGGAGAAGAUUUCACCUCUGUCAUCUCAGAAAUUAUGAUGUACAUUCUGCUGGUCUUCCUCACGCUGUGGCUGCUGAUUGAGAUGAUCUAUUGCUACAGGAAGGUGUCCAAGGCAGAGGAGGCUGCCCAGGAAAACGCGACAGACUACCUUGCAAUUCCAUCGGAAAACAAGGAGAACUGUGCUGUGCCUGUGGAGGAGUAGCGGAGGGGAGGCAGCGCAGUGAGCGGCACCAAGGGGCUCUGAAGACAGAAGGACCAUGCCACACCAGCCAGCUUGGAGGGGAGCUCUGCGCCGUCGGGAGGAACACGGGGAAGUGUUAAUUCUCUUCCAUUUGCCCUUGACUCUGUACAGCUUGACUUUGGUCCUGUGACCCACCUGAGCUGCCAGCCCGGUGCUGAAGGACUCCUCUGUGGAAGCAUGCUGAGCACACGGCACAGGCUGUGGGCAGCACGGCUCCUCCCCGACUUUCAGUUCCACCAUCACCUCAAUGGCUUUGUAAAUGUCACCUGUCACUUCUUAGCUGCUCUCACCACCACCUUUAUUUGCUAAAUGUGCUACUUCUCCACUGCAGAGGUUAAGGGUAUGUAUGGCAUUGCUCUGAGCUGCAGGACUGUGAACAAGGAUCUCUUGGGGGGUUAUUCCACCACCCACUGUGGCCCAAGCGUUUUUCUCGGUGUUAAAAUAGGAAGAAUUUAAUUAAUGAAUGAAGUCACUGUGAAUUUUAGGCUGUCCAUGCACAAGCAGAGUGGGGUGAGGACUGUAAUGCACUAAAAUUGGAAAUGUGUAGUAGGAAGGACAGGUCCCUGUGCCACGUUCACACUUUCUUCUGGAGGGAAUUGAGAAUACAGACCAUUCCUGCUUUGGGAAGCAGGAUGAUGCAAGAAUAAGAAUCCCCUGUGUCCCUCUCAUUUAUCAAGUGUCAAAGCCCUCAUCCCCUUCCACCUGGCACAGCAGGUUUGCUCCUGGGGUGCAGUGGGAGGAGGAACCUCCAACAGCUGACAAAGCAGCAGGACAAGGUAGGGGAUCCAGCUUUUCCUGGGAAACCCCAAAAAGGAAGGCAGUCUCAUGCUGGUAGGCAGGAGGAGUAAAUAGGAUUCAAAGCCCUCACAGCUUAGUGAAAUGGUUGCAGUUUUGUAACUGUGAUGGUUCUCUCUGGUGCUGUAGCAGCACCAUCUAGAGGGAUGGACAGAAAACACCCACUUUUCCCAGUUAAUCCUAAUUCUCUCUUGAGGUAAUUAAUCACCAGUAUAAAUCGUCUGGAUUGAUCCUAAAUGAUCUUCUAGUGCCCAGGAAUCACCCUGGAAAUUCCAUCUUUCCUAUGCAAACUUACCUUUUCUGAGAGUUAAGCAGAAUAAAAAUAGUUUUCUGCCCUUCAAUGCAGAUCAGUUGAGCUCAGCCGCUGGGAUUGGAAGGGGGAAAAGGCAGAACCAUUGGCCAGGGUGGAAUUGUGCUGUAAAACCAGGUGGGGAAGGUCUGGGCUUGUUGCAUGGCAGAGUUGUGCCACCCCUGCUGCAGUGGAGCCUGUGCUGCUUAGCCAGAGUUGACAAAUUCUGCUCCACUUACUGUAAGUAGCUCCAAGUGCUCGUGACUCCAGGCAUGCUCCCCACCCACGGAAUCCCCUCUGCUUUGUUCUGCUGCUUUUUAUGUGCUGGCUAAAAACCACAGAAAUUACCCCGUUUGUAAGGCAGGCUCAGGCCAGAUUUCCAACUGGCACUUGUUCAAAACCCUUUUUUCAGAGUGGGUGUCAACUUCAGUAAACUACUCCAGUGCAGUCUUGGUAGUAGGAUUGCUCCCAAGCCCAGAGCCAAGCCUGGCAAGGGGAGCACAAUUUCCAGAUGAAGCAAACUCACAGACUGGGCACCAGUUCCCAACAUCCUGAUAUCCAAAAGGGAUAUCCAAGAAUAUUCAGCUGAAUGCCAUCUUUUUCCCUGUCCCAGUUUGCCGGGCAGAAUCCUGAACUCAACAGAGGAGGGACUGGGUUGUAGCUCUGGGGUUUGCAGCACUGCCCACAGCACUGAGCCCAUGGUGAAUUUUAGGACACAACUCCAGCUCUGCUCCUCAGUCCCUGUGAGCCACAAACAACCCUCCGGUGUCAUACUGUUAAAUCAAACCAGGAGUGAGCCCAGGAACUUCUUGAGAGCUACCUCAGAUGGUAAAGAAGGGCCGUCCCCUUGUCCUGCACCUCCCUGAGUCCCACAGGCAUCUCCUGGAUGCUUUUUUUUGGACAAACCUUUCACUUUUCCAGUUCCUGCAGACAGAGGUGACCAUUGCCUCGUGGUGUUCCAAGCAGGAGGAAACAGGGUGCAAAGUUCUGCUCAAGAAUCUUGCAGGGAGAGAGGAAUAACAAUUUAAGAACUGGUGGAUUCUUCAAGACCUGGAAGAGAUGGUCCUGACAAAGACUCUGUGUGUUCGGAGUGAGCGAGGAGACUCUGGAACAGGCAGGAUAAUAAAAAGCACCAAGAGCCAC